Fusarium venenatum is the source of this 861-nucleotide messenger RNA. Its product is annotated as S-adenosyl-L-methionine-dependent methyltransferase. Lineage: Eukaryota; Fungi; Ascomycota; Sordariomycetes; Hypocreales; Nectriaceae. The record is from RefSeq and is a predicted model, not a curated record. Gene Ontology annotation, molecular function: methyltransferase activity.
AUGAAUGCUCCAGAGUCGGAUAACCCAUACGCUCCCAAGCAGGCUUUGAAGCCCACCCCAGAGCUAUAUAGCGAGCUCGUAGGCGAUGGCAUGGAGCGACUUGCCAGUGCAUCCAUCUCGUUCAUCGAUUUCUCCUCAUCCUCAGAGGCUGUCGUUCAUGACGUCGGUUGCGGUCUGGGCGCAGCGACUGCCGCUGUCGUAGCUGCGUCUAAUGCCAAAAACACAAAGAUAACCGGAAGCGAUAUUGACGACAACAUGCUCAACCUCUAUCGUGAGCAGAUUUCUAAGAACAACUGGCCAGCCGAAGCCGUAAAGGCAGACGCUACUGCCCUCACAUUUGGGGACGAAAGCUUCACUCACGCCAUUGGCAACGCGUUGCUGUUCGUUCUCCCGAAUGAUGGUAUCGACGCGACGAAAGAGAUACAUCGUACUCUCAAGCCAGAUGGAGUCGCCAUUGUCAACUCGUGGGCAUACGUACCAACUCUGCCCGCCAUCGUCGCCGCCUGCGAAAAGACACGGCCAGCUGGAACACCACUCCCUCGUCAAGGUCUUGAGAAGUGGGAAAGCGAAGACUUUUUACGAAAUAUCGUUAUCCAUGGGGGGUUUUCAGCUGACAAGGUAAAGCUGGAAAAGAAGGAUGUGUUUGUCACCAUUGGUGACCUGAAGCAUUUCUCGACUAUGCUUUGGAGUUUCAUUGGAGGAACGUCUAGUGCGGGUUGGUUGGAGUCAGAUGAGGAGAAUUGGGAUAUUGCAGUUGAUACAGUUGUUGAGGCACUCAAGAAAAGUGAGGGAUCCGAAAAACUCGAGAAUGGGAAGAAUAAGAUUAUGUUCAAGGCUAAUAUUGUGAUUGCGAGGAAGUAA